CUUCAGGCCACGGCCGCCGUCCCUUCACCACCCACCCCGCUCUUCACCCUUCCCUCCGCUCCGCUGCGCCUGUGUCGCUUGUCCGCUGACGUGUUGGGCGAACGGCGUUGUCUUCGGCGUGUGCAAGCUCGAGUGCGAUCUCGAAGGGAGCUACUCCGCGCGAUUAAGCUGGACCAGCUCUUCCAUCCGAGACACCUUCCUAGCACUCGACCACCGCCUUGACCACACCUCGACGUCGACAUUGCAUAGCACUUGCCCUUCACCAUCCGCGGCGCCGCCAUGUCGGCUGCCAUCAUCAAUGGCGGCGAUGCCGUAAAGGCGACCGCCAGCAAUACGGCUGGCGUCUCGAAACCGCAGCUCAAGGGUAACGUCGGCGGGAAGACGUUGGAUAGCACGCGAAAGCAAGCUGGAAGUCCCAUUGACGGGCAGAACAAAAAGAAGGCAUGGGACAACACAAAUGCUUCAAUCCGGAUGCCAAAUGGUGGUCAGAAGCCCUCCUCUCCCGCUCCAGUCCAGUCAUUGUCCAAUGCUGAAUUGCACCACCGGACAACGUUUCUUUACUCUCAGAUGUUGGGUCAGGACGUCGUGAUCACUACGACCUCAGGGGAGCGGCUCGCAGGAGUUUAUAGCGGCGCCGAGAGCUCCGGCCUCGACAAUCACACUCUCAAGAUGGCUAGGCGGACGAGGCAGGCUGCACACACCCAAGUCAAUGGCACUCCAAAUGCCGAAUUCACCGGCACAGGGCCUAAUCACGAGCUCAUCGUGGCUGGUGGGGACGUGGCUAGCAUUGAGUGUGCCAACAUCAAGCUUGCCACUGGUCCUGCCAGUCAGCAGAAUGGAUUCGCAACGGAUACUCAGAUAUCCGGUCAGAACUCACAGACCUUCCGCGAGCGCGAACUGAAACGAUGGGAAGCCCCGUCUGCCACCGAUGUGGACUUAUCCUUGGGCAAGUCCAGUGUCGGCGAGUGGGAUCAGUUCGAGGCCAACCAGAAGAAGUUUGGCGUUCAGAGCACCUACGACGAGUUGAUUUAUACCACCCGAAUCGACGAGAGCAGACCCGAUCACGCACAACAAUUGCGGAACGCUGACCGCAUAGCUGCCGAAAUUGAAUCUGGGCAACGCGGCAGAGAGAUCCCACCUAAGGAUGAUGGAGGCGACGAGGAAGAUAAAUACUCGAGUGUGAAAAGAGACCUGCCUAGGCGUACGGCUGGCGCGUACGUCCCCCCUAGCCAGAGACCAAUAUCUGGAGUCCCGACUGUCUCCGGUGCGCCUUUUGAUCCUGCUAUUAUUUCCAGUGAAAUCAAGGUCAAAUCCCCAGCUGGCACAUCCGCUGUUCCGCCACCAGCUGCGGCACCCGUUGCGCCAGUGUCACAAACGCCAUCGACAAAUGCACCUGCCGAAGUCGCAGCUCCCACGAACCAGGCGGAAAACCCCAUCCGAGCCACUUCUGAUGCGUUCAAACAGUUUGCCAACACUGAAAAGCUGCGCAUCAGACAAGCACAGGAGGCGCAGCGCAACAACAAGAGACAGGAGAAGAAUGUGAAGCUCAAUGAUCUCAAGAAAUUCGCUGCCAAUUUCAAGCUGAAGAGCCGAGUUCCUGACGAUCUGGUUCCAAUUCUAGCCAAGGACCGUGACAAGCAGGUCGAGAUCCAGACCAAGGCCGAGCAGGCGGCUAAAGAAGCUGAAUUGAGAUCGAAGGACAGAGAUGCAGACAAAGCAUCUAGCGUCGCGUCGUCUGGCCUCCCAUCGACCAUGCUACAGACAAUUUCUUCGCCUUCCACGCAGCAGCCACCGUUCAACAUACAAGCGCAGCGCAAGGGCGGGCAACAGCAGCUUCAUGGACCACAGCCCGGGCAAGGUGCCUCGCCGCGAGGACCGCCGAAUGGGCAAUAUCAAAACCGGCAAUGGCCUCGUCCACAGCCACUACCGCCUAAUCUGCGCAUGCCCAGCGGACCACAGGCUCCAACAACCGAGACGCCGCUCAGCCCAGCUUCAACUACAAGCAGUCGGGCGCUGAAUGUCAAAGCGCAGGAAUUUGUGUUUCGACCGGCUGCACAUACGUUUGCGCCUUCGGGGCCAUCACCGAGCCGGCAGCACACAACCAGUGGCGUUGGUCCGACGUCCACGCCAUCUAGCCAGCCUGUGCCAUCAUUCUUUGACAGCAAGAAGACUCGUGAGACUGUUCCAUUGAACACAUUCAACGAUGGAAUCACGUUCCUAGUCUCGAACGACUACACAGAAGAGCAAAAGAAGAAGUUCGUAUUCAACGGAGGAAUACCGCAGUCGUACUGUACCCAACCCACAUGGAACACCACCGAAGCCAACGCCAACGUGACACACGAGGCCGCAUUCCCUCGUCUUCAGCCCGCAAGCCAGGGCCCGUCGCCGAUGCAGACGCCACUCCCACAUCAGAUGCCGCACCAGCUUCCACAGCACGUGAUGCCCGUUCAGGCCAUGCCGGCGCCUAACCAUCGCCAGCCGUUUUACCCUCCUCAAGGUGGCCACAUGCCUGGCUACCCUGGUCCUAAUAUGCACGGGCAAUUCCAGCAGCAUAACAGCGCUCAGAAUUCGCCUCGCAUGCAACACAUGGGCUCUUUCAAUGGCCAGGUACCACCAAUGCCACCAUUCCACAAUCAAGGCGUACCAGGCUACGGAAGUCCGAACCCAGCGUUCAGACAGCCCAUGCAACCAGGCAUGCCCCAUCCGCAAGGUCAGAUGAUGCGCGGUCCCCCACACCAAGGGUUUCCUCCUCAGUAUCCUCCGCCACCGAUGGGUGGGCACAUGAUGAUGCCAAAUCCAUCAGCAGGAGGGUACAAUGGCGGACCAGCGCCCGGCUACUCGCCAAUGCCACACCCAGCACAACCGCAGAUGCAGUUCCCGCCACACCACAAUCAAGGUCAGUUUGGUGGUGGCAGCCCACGCGGAUAUCCCAUGUCGCAGCAAGGGUCGCAGCAAGGAUAUAACAUGCCCGGUCCCCAUCCAAUGCACUUCCAACGUGCCAUGUCUGGCGGCUAUCCUCCUCAUAUGACGCCUCGGCAGCAAGCAGCAAUGCCGCACCACGGGAGCCCCGGAAUGGGACCAGUGCAGGAUGAAGGCAAAUGAGACGCCACUGCCACCAUCCCACCUGAAUAUUGAUUGAGAGCACCGCUCGUUGCUGCUCCUGUCUGGUCGUGGCAACCCGGGCUCGAGGUGGCUCAGCAGGAGCAAAUAAAAAUGAGGAACGAGACACAACACAGACUGAAGGCUGCUCAUCACACGCGUUUUGUCGAGAAUUCGACCAUUAUGUUGGUCGGGCAAAGGCGUCAUAGUUGGAGCCGCUGAAAAGCAAAUAGAUUGGUUGCGAAGCUGGACCCGGAUUCAUGCUCUCGCAAUGAGCAUACAGAGCACAGACACUGCCCUCGAAGCAAGUAGCACAGCAUUCAGCGAUGAUCCAGCACAGAGUUAAGUGGUCAGAGGCUGCUGAAGGCUCAUCAAAAUUAUUACAAAGGGUUUUGUCAACCAAACCGGCCUUGGGCUGGCGCGACUGGUAGGAGGUAGUGAGUAGGAUGUUCAGCGGGAGUGUAUGGGCACAGCGAGGAGGGGGCGGCAAGGAUGGCGGAGCGCGCGUGAUUGGUGGCUCCUGCUCGCAGUAGCCCGGAUUUUGGGAAGUGCACAGAAUGACAGACAUGGCACGCAAUGAAGAUUGCGUGAGGAAGGGGAGACAGGGGAGAGGGGGGUGAGAGGGAGAUGGAGAGAGAAAUGAUGUAGAAGCAAAUUGCAUGAGGAAGAAGAAGCAGCUCGGUCUAGUGUGUGAAUGGCCAACGUCUGGAUGUAUGUUGCAGUAGAUGCAGCGAAGUCUAGGUACAUGUAGCGAAAAACUUCUCAUCAACUUGGAACAUGUCACAUUUUUGAGAACGAUCCAUGUAUCCGAGCAUUCCUCGGUUUCUGGUCGAGGCGGCAGUAAUUUGGUGUCAAAACAGGCAGAUGGAAGUGACAAUUCCAUUUCUAGCUUGUCGGUACAUAACACUCUCGCUCGCUCGCUCGCUCCCAUCCUUCCUCCCCGCGCCUCGUGUUGUUGAUAGAAGAGGGUCGAGGGAGGGGGGGUGGGGGAGAGAGAAGAAAGAGAGAGAGAGCGAUGGAGACUCUGUGAUUCCCCAAACGCCAUGCUUGCUUGCUCGCUCCCAUCGCACCAUGCAUGCACUCCGUAUCCAUAUGCUGUAUCAAUCCGAGCCACCGCCGUCGCCAUUGUCGUCGUCGUCGUCAUUGUCGUGUUCCCUGUGAUCAGUGGACUGCCAUCACGACCAUAAGUGGAGAGCAUAAAAGGCCACCAAGAACAGCAAGCAGCAACACAAUAGGUGCCAACCUGUAGCCGAAGCAGCAUCCUACACAGCAACCCACAUGACACAGACAACAAUAUCCAUCCCUUUGCCCUCUCCUCCCUCGUACUUGUACGACCACAUUCCGUCUUUCUCAUUGUUCCAGAAGGCUCCACUGGCAGAGUGCAUGCCCCGUCUACCGACCUUCUUGCUCCCUGGCUCGGCUCCUGCCGGAUCAGACAAGUGCUGGACGAUGGUAGUGUUGACGAUGAACUUGUACUGGGGCGGUUGGCCUUUUUCCUCGGGAGACUGGGAUUCGGAGAUGAGUUGUUGGAGGACGUUGCCGAUGAUGGCGUUGUUCCAUUGUUGGGUCUGGGAGUGUUCGUAGGAGGUGGUGCUGCUGAUGGUGGAGGAACAGGCGUCGGAGCAGAUUUGCUUCAGACGCGCGGUGGGGAUGGGGCAGUUGGAGGCCAUUGCAGGGUAACCUCUCGCGGUGUGGUGAAUGGUAAUGGUCGGGCGGCGGAGAAGGGUCGAGACGAGUCGCGUGUUGGUCGGGUGGUCGGUCUAGUCUGGAGUGGCCUAGUGUGUGGAGUUUGGUGCAAGAAGAUGGAUGUGGAUGGCUGUAGUCGAUGCGAUGGAUUCGAGGCGGGAGUGACGUGGAGAGCGGGAGACAGUCGAGAGAGAGAGAGAGUGGAUAGUACUAGAGAGAGAGACUAGAGAGAGAGAGAGGGCAGUCGUUCAAUCCCUGCUGGGUCCCUGCACCUGCCUGCCUGCCCUGUAAGUGUCCUGGCUCCUGCCGUGUCGCGCUUUGAUGGGAA
Sphaerulina musiva SO2202 is the source of this 5113-nucleotide messenger RNA. RefSeq names its product Ataxin-2_N-domain-containing protein. The record is from RefSeq and is a predicted model, not a curated record. The coding region runs from base 280 to 3102 and encodes 940 amino acids. The transcript has 7 exons. Gene Ontology annotation, molecular function: RNA binding. NCBI's taxonomy places the organism in Eukaryota, Fungi, Ascomycota, Dothideomycetes, Mycosphaerellales, Mycosphaerellaceae. Gene Ontology annotation, cellular component: cytoplasmic stress granule. Gene Ontology annotation, biological process: cytoplasmic stress granule assembly.